Molecule: messenger RNA, 1697 nt
Organism: Eublepharis macularius
Lineage: Eukaryota; Metazoa; Chordata; Lepidosauria; Squamata; Eublepharidae
Gene: TIMM9
Product: translocase of inner mitochondrial membrane 9
Exons: 4
Coding region: 277-546 (89 amino acids)
Source: RefSeq, a predicted model, not a curated record
ACAAUAGCAAUGUUGAAGACUUACAUUAUAUAAGUACGCCGUUCGCUUCCGCUUUCUUUCCUUCACGUUUUUGGGGAGGUGGGAUUGGUUCCCGACCCCUCCGGGAUGGACGGGCCUCUGGGAUGAGGUUUGUAGGGAAAAGGUUUAUUGUGAGGGGGGCCCUUUAGCGUGUCGUACCACGCGCGGUGGAUGGAAGGUAAAGCUAUUCGCGAGGUCCGCCGCCGCCGAUUCGUCCCGAGCACGAGUUUAGGUGAUAGUUUGGCAGUGUGCUAAAAUAUGGCUGGGCAAAUAUCGGAAUCUGAUCAAAUCAAGCAGUUCAAAGAAUUUCUUGGAACAUAUAACAAACUGACAGAGAACUGCUUUCUAGAUUGUGUGAGAGAUUUCACUAGCAGAGAAGUCAAGCCAGAAGAGAUGACCUGUUCAGAACACUGCUUACAGAAGUACCUAAAAAUGACACAGAGGAUAUCUAUGAGGUUCCAGGAGUAUCACAUUCAGCAGAACGAAGCGCUGGCGGCCAAAGCUGGGCUUCUUGGCCAGCCUCGUUAGAAAGCAGGCGACUGCCUGAAGGAGUGCCAACGUUGAUUGCAGUGCCCGCCAAGGUGCAUUCGUCACAACCGCUGCUGCGGGAACAUCCACCAGCUUGGAACGGAAGGGCUCAGAGACGAACUGAAAUGCAGAAAUCAUCAGCGGCUACUGCUGCAGUUAGCCUUGGUGCUGACAGAACCUGUUCCAAGAGCGUCCUCCAGUGGAAUAAUGUUGAUACAGCCUUUUCUGGAGGCCUGCAGACUGCCUCGCAGUUACUAGGCUUGAGAUUAGGAGGGAGCAAGCCGUGGGUUGCAUCCUGCCGUUCCACUCACGGCAAUGCUCUCCUCCGGUCCCAGCAGCCUCCCUUGCACUCUGCGGAAGAGCCUCUUGCGGUGGAGAAAGGCUCCUUGGACUGGAGGAAGAUGCUGCCGUGAGCAGAGCAGCAGGAUACAACCCACCGUGUUGUGAUUUCCCCCGCUUUACAACAACGACUGUUCAUUUUAAAACACAGGUGUAUUUGUCUGAAAAUUACAUCCCCAAGUGUCUAAAGCAAGGUUUAUUUUUUACUUAAUCAAAGUCAAAUAAAUAAAACUGCUGCUGUACAGGGAGUCUUUCUAAAGGAGGGACUGGUAGGCUGUUGUAAGGUCUCGCCUUAAGAGUAGCCCCCUGCGCGAUGCUGCAUUUCUCACUCAUCUGAUGCAUCCUCCUCGUUCAGUGCUGUCUCAAGCCGCUAGCAGAGAGAACAGACUUAUCAGUGGUAAAGCUACUGAGGCAUAAAAAAGCAUUUUUUAAAAUUGACUAGACUUCCUUUUGUUUUCUGGGCAUAAACAUUGGUCUUUAGAGGACUCCUCAUUCCGUUCCCUUGCUUCCACUGUGCUUCGAUCUACACGGAAGAACUGCUUUUACAGUAAACUAAGAAACGAUAACCCCUUGGAUCUAAGCAGGGUUGGAUUUAGGUUCAGGGGGAAUAACAUACUAACGUAUUAAAUUGUUCUGCUACAGAACCACUUGCAAAGUCCUUAUAACUAAUGAAGAAUGUUUCCCAUGGCUGUAACCUUAUCAAUCUAUUGAAGGCCUACUACUGUGCCAGUCAGAAUUUGUGUCCAAAAGCAAGGUCUGAAGAACACGCAACGUUUUCCCUGUUGUUGAGACAGCAACCAUUAAAAUCUUGU